ACCAAUUCAAACUAUUUCUUAUAUCUUUCUUAUACGAUGUCAUCAUCAUCCUUAGACGAUUCUGCUUCUGAAUUCAUAAUCAACCAUCUCACAAGUAAUUCUACAUUUCAACUAUAUAAGGAGCUAAAAUGUUUGGAAGCAGAACAGUCAGAUGCUGAAAGUUCAAGACGUCCUGGGCAAAGUCGAAGAUAUAUAGAUAGAAAUCGUGAAGAAGGGCAUAAACGUCUUUGGAAAGACUAUUUCGAUGAGCAUCCUGUUUUCCCACCUCAAACGUUUAGACGAAGAUUUCGAAUGAGGCGAGAACUAUUUGUUCAAAUAGUUAACGGUAUCUCUAACCAUUCUAUUUAUUUUCAACAAAGAAAAGAUGCUUUAGGAAACAAUGGUCUUUCCCCUUUACAAAAAUGCACUGCUGCCAUACGCCAGUUGGCAUAUGGCACAACUGGUGACCUCUUUGAUGAAUACAUACGAAUUGGUGAAUCAACUUCAAUCGAAUGUCUACAAAACUUUUGUCGAUGCGUGAUUGAGGUUUAUUCAAGCCAUUAUUUGAGAAAACCAAAUGCUAAUGACAUCCAAAAUUUACUACAAACACAUUCAGAAAAGCACGGGUUUCCUGGUAUGCUUGGAAGUAUUGAUUGCAUGCAUUGGCCUUGGAAAAAUUGCCCGGUUGCAUGGCAAGGUCAAUAUACUCGAGGUGAUCAAGGUUGUCCAACAAGUAUGUUGGAAGCAGUUGCAUCACAAGACCUUUGGAUAUGGCAUGCAUAUUUCGGGGUUGCCGGGUCUAACAAUGACAUUAAUGUACUUAACCAGUCACCGUUAUUCAAUGAUGUAUUACAAGAUGGUAUAUAUCCUGAAUGGGCUACAAUGGUUAAAAGUUUUCCACAUCCGGCCGACCCAAAAAGGAUCAAGUUUAAAGAAAUGCAAGAGGCUGCAAGAAAGGAUGUGGAGAGAGCAUUUGGUGUUCUGCAAUCUCGUUGGGCAAUUGUACGAGGUCCAGCAAGAUCGUGGCAACUUAAAAACAUAAAGGAUAUAAUGUAUACAUGCAUUAUAUUACAUAAUAUGAUCGUAGAAAAUGAAGGAAAUGCAAUUAGUAAUUGGUCAGAUGAUGUUGAUCCUCCUAUACGUGUGAAUCGAGGACCUGUCGAAGAAGUUCAAUAUCAAAUUCAAAGAAACUCUGAACUACGCGAUAAUGCCGUACAUCAUGCUCUUCGACAUGAUUUAAUGGAGCAUAUUUGGGAACGUUUUAUUAAUAUGUAAUAUUACUAUGUUGUAUUAUAAUAAAUAAGAUGUUAUUUUUUUAAAA
Molecule: messenger RNA, 1300 nt
Organism: Lactuca sativa (garden lettuce)
Lineage: Eukaryota; Viridiplantae; Streptophyta; Magnoliopsida; Asterales; Asteraceae
Source: RefSeq, a predicted model, not a curated record